Molecule: messenger RNA, 1125 nt
Organism: Rhagoletis zephyria (snowberry fruit fly)
Lineage: Eukaryota; Metazoa; Arthropoda; Insecta; Diptera; Tephritidae
Source: RefSeq, a predicted model, not a curated record
CAGUGUUGCCACUCUUUAGCUUAUUUAAAUAAAGAGUUAAUCCUCUAAACCGCACUGCUAUUGGAACAGACUAUUUAUUUAUCCUAUAAUUUUCACCUUAUUUAGUCUGUGGCCUGGUGGAGUUCGAACCCCGCUAAAGAACGCAAAGCAAGGCGAAUUCACAUGAAUUCAGAUGAAUUCGCCUUGACUUUUGGUCGAAAUACAUAUUUACAUACAUAUGUAUGUAUGGCUUAAAUAAGUACAUAUAUCACUCCACCGUACUGAUCAAGAAAAGAGUCAACAUUUUGGCCACUGUUGCAAAAUCAUACUGGAAUCUAUUUGCAACUGUUGUAAAACUAUCGACAUUUAAACAAGUAUUUUUGAAUUGAUGCAAUGGAACAUAUAGUUGAAUUUGUUACUGCGGAGGAUGACUAUGCAUCAGAGAAUUCUUUCAAAUGGGAUAAUAAAUCUAUAAAUAUUUAUCUGAAUGCAUAUAUUGAGCGAAAGGAGCGCUUCCGGGACCCCAAAGAAAAAAAGAAACUAUUAUGGAGGGAGAUCUUACAAGUUAUGCGCGCUGCUGGGUAUGAAGUGGAAGAUGAAGAUAUACUGGAUCGUAAAAUGCGCAAUCUUAAGAAAACGUAUAAGACGGUACAACUCAAUGCCAGCAAAAGCGGUAAAGGACGGGAAAGCAUUUCGUGGAAAUAUUUUUCAACAAUGGACGAUAUUUUUGCUUGUGAAUGGCCUCAACCAUCACCAGACUCUGAAUCCGAUAUAGCUUCCUUUUCGACAGAGCCUGGGAGAAGUGUAAAGGUUGAGCAAACUAAACGGCGAAUUGGAAUUGCCAAACCCACCAACUCCUUGAGCUUAUUGAGAAGAAAACAGCUAGCAAUAGAAAGAAAGAAACUAAAGGCCUUGGAAGAUAUGCACGAAACAAUGAAAAAGUUUCUUGAUAACCGGAAAAAAUCGCUUAUAGAGGAUGCUAGCGGUGUUUUUGGAGACUAUGUUGCGGCAAAACAUCGACAAUACAGCGGCCCCGUGAAAAGUUAUUUUGAGUUUGAAAUUGCUAAAAUUAUGUUUAAUGCCGAUACAGGAGUCUUUGAUACGUAGAUACUAGUUGAAAUAAAAUAAUAUAUAAGUAAGAAUGAA